This is a messenger RNA of Talpa occidentalis (Iberian mole), 3610 nucleotides long. RefSeq names its product BRO1 domain and CAAX motif containing (gene BROX). The transcript is spliced from 13 exons. NCBI's taxonomy places the organism in Eukaryota, Metazoa, Chordata, Mammalia, Eulipotyphla, Talpidae. The record is from RefSeq and is a predicted model, not a curated record. The coding region runs from base 318 to 1553 and encodes 411 amino acids.
UGACAAGAGGCGCGGCGCCUGAGGCCGGGCAGGGAAGGAGAAGUCCAGAAAGAGCCAGGAACCCGAGGGGCUUGAGGGAGCAGCGACGACGCGGUUCCGUAGGCCCCCAGCGGCCCCACUGCCGCCUCGGUAACUGUCAUGGCCUCCAAGCCACGUGACCCCGCCUCGUCGCAGGCCAGCUUUCCGGUCGCUCCGGCCCAGUAGCCCCGGCUCUGCGACGCCCUCCCCCCAUUCCCGCCGGCGGACUCGGACCUGGCCUUUCUUCCUUCGGAAAACUGCGGGACAGAUCCCGAGAAAGCCGACAAUAUCUGGAGAAAAUGACGCAUUGGUUUCAUAGGAACCCAUUAAAAGCCACAGCUCCUGUCUCCUUUAACUACUAUGGCGUGGCUACCAGUACUGCUGCUUCAAAAAUUUGCAGUGACUUGAGAUCAUCCAGAGCACGACUGCUUGAACUGUUCACUGAUUUGAGUUGUAAUCCAGAAAUGAUGAAGAAUGCAGCAGAUACCUAUUUUUCAUUUUUACAAGGUUUCAUAAAUUCACUGGAUGAAUCUACUCAAGAAAGCAAGUUAAGAUAUAUUCAAAAUUUCAAGUGGACUGAUACAUUACAAGGACAGGUUCCAAGUGCCCAGCAAGAUGCUGUUUUUGAAUUAAUUUCCAUGGGAUUUAAUGUAGCUUUAUGGUAUACCAAAUAUGCUUCAAGACUGGCUGGAAAAGAAAACAUAACAGAAGAUGAAGCAAAGGAAGUUCAUCGAAGCCUAAAAAUUGCAGCUGGGAUUUUUAAACAUUUAAAGGAAAGUCAUAUCCCAAAACUCAUUACGCCUGCAGAGAAGGGGCGGGACUUAGAAGCACGACUCAUAGACACCUAUGUUAUCCAGUGUCAGGCUGAAGCUCAAGAAGUAACAAUUGCUCGAGCAAUUGAACUAAAACAUGCUCCUGGCCUAAUCGCUGCAUUGGCAUAUGAAACGGCCAAUUUCUAUCAAAAAGCUGAUCAUACUUUAUCCAGUUUGGAGCCUGUGUACACUGCUAAAUGGAGGAAAUAUCUUCACUUGAAAAUGUGUUUCUACACAGCUUAUGCUUACUGUUAUCAUGGGCAGACUCUGUUGUCUAGUGAUAAGUGUGGUGAAGCAAUCAGGGCUCUCCAAGAAGCAGAAAAAUUUUAUGCAAAGGCAGAAGCAUUAUGCAAAGAAUAUGGAGAAACCAAAGGCCCUGGACCAACAGUCAAGCCUUCAGGGCACUUGUUCUUUAGGAAACUUGGAAAUCUUGUGAAGAACACCCUAGAAAAAUGUGAGAGAGAAAAUGGAUUCAUUUACUUUCAAAAAAUCCCAACAGAAGCCCCACAACUGGAACUCAAAGCAAAUUACGGUCUUGUAGAACCUGUACCUUUUGAGUUUCCUCCUGUGAAUGAACACUGGACACCAGAAACACUGGCUGCAUUUGAUCUCACCAAAAGACCCAAGGAUGACAGUACCAAACCCAAACCAGAAGAGGUGGUGAAACCUGUGAAAGAACCAGAUAUCAAGCCUCAAAAGGACACAGGGUGCUCCAUUUCCUAAAAUGCAUUACUACAGCAUGCACUUGGAAUUUCUCUGCUAGUAGAUGCUAGUAGAUAAGAUGAACCUUGGAACUUCAUAUUUCAUAUUUCAUAAAAUGAUUUCUCUGAAGCCUCUAUAUAGAAUAAUCAAGUACAUUUAGAGGGAAUCUGCCUUCAGUUUGUUUUCAUUCCAUGCUUUGUGUUCAGACUCUUUUUAUUCAGGAUAACACUUGAAAGACUAUUAUGGUGCCUCUUAAGGGUAUUUAUGGGGUUUGUUUUUUUCUCCAGACUCGGGGUAGUAAUAAAUUUCAAGUUAAUAUAGGUCAGAAUCAUGUGGUUUCAGGUAGGUUUUUCUGUCUUCACAAAAACUGUUUCUAUUUUUUGUUCUCUUAUUUGAUAGCAGAGAAUGACAGAAAAAAAGGGUUUUUAAGACAGUUUUUCCCUCUCCUCACUAUUAUGUUAAUUCUGAGUCCCUUAUCUUUUCUGGUGAAAAAAAGUCACUUAAGGGUCAGAAAAUCUUCAUUCUUUACAUAUGUUAGACUCCAGAAUUCCCUUAGAAAUGAGUGUUGAUAGGGAGGUUGUGACCAUUGAAAUGCUCUUUUUUGGUAGCUUUGCUCUUCAUUUCCAGCUCAGAGAUUUUCUACAAGUACCUUUUCUAAUGUUUUUUUUUUUUUUACCUAGAGGAUAGAACUUUCUAACAGCUCUUAGUGUUUCUAUGUGAGAACAGAGAAAGGAAGAAAAUGUUUUUGCAGAAGUCAAAUAUUGCAUGAUAUAAAGAAAAAAACUUUAAACAAGAUAGGUUGUCCUGAAUUACACUGGUAACACUACUUUGUCACAGAAGUUACAGUAAAAUGCCUUUGCUACCUGAUUUCAGCGUACAUUAUUUUUAUAUGAUUUUCUAAUACACGUUUUGAUUCAGAGUUGGUAUUGCUUUAGGCCAAAGGCUGUAGCAAAAACUUAGAAAACAUACAGUAUGAUUUUAAAAAUAGCUUGUAUUUGAAACCAUUAGUUCUAGUAUAAACACAAACUUGGGAAAUAGUGGAUGUAUAAUACUUUUACACAAGUUAUACAUCUUUAGGAUUAUCAUCUUUUGAUUAGUCAAAAGUGUUAGCUACCUUUCUCAUUCCUAUUAUAAAUGAGGGAUUGUUUAUCUUAAUAGGAAUGAUAAUAGUUAUUUUUGAGAGGUUUUAACGUGUCAGGCACUGUGCUGAACUCUCAACAUAGAGAAACCACUGAGUCCACGCAGCAGCCUUGGGAAAAAUUUGUAAAUCCACAUAAAGUGUUGAAAUAGGAAUAAGCAUUUCAUUAUGAAGAAUAGAUUAUGCCUAUCUGAAUCAAUAUUCUGUUCAAGUAAAUGAUAAUAAAUCAUAGUUUACACCUCUGAUAAAAAGCUACAUAGACUAAGAUUUUUUUAAAAAAUAUGUGAAAAUGCUAAUUACUCUUCACAAUAUAGCAUUUAAUAUUUAAAUCUGCAGCUUCCAGAAUAAGCGGAGUGAUAUCUGAACAUUUAUUUUGCUGUAUCCGAAAAAAAAAUUUAAGUUUAACUGUAUUUUGUGUGAUCAUUACUACAAAAUCAGUCAUUUGUUUACUCUAUGCCAUUUACUGACAAAACUUUAAACAGUACUUUGUGCCAGCUUAUUACUCUGACUAUAGGAUCUUUUUUUAGUUACUAGUGCUUAUUAACCUAGUUAACUAAAUUUUCACAUUGACAUUUUGUGGAUUUUGUGAUACCAUCUUAUCAGCAAUGGAAACAAUUGCUCAGUGCUUCUGUAAAAUGAGGUAAAUACUGGCAUUACUUUAAAUCAGUAAUUGGUAACUUUGACAUAAGCAGUAAUAUCCUCUUGACUCAGCAAAGGUGGAACUUUGCGACUUAAAUAUCCCAUUAUACAUAAUAUUUGAAAUGGUGUUGGAAAUUUUGGAAAGUUUACAAGUGUAAAGAGAUUGCAUGAGACUAGAGAUAACUAUUUGUGUUAACUUUUGUGUACAUUUCAUACUUAGACCCAUAAUGAGAGCUAACAUACUCUGCUAAAAGGUGUUUGUAUAAGGAAUUAUCUUUUUAUUUAUGAAAAUAAAGGUAUU